CAAAUGUCAUAUUUCGAAGAAGAAGCAUCGCCGAAAAUUGCAGAUUCACUCAUCUAUAAGCAGAAAAAUUUAUAACAUUUCUUAAAAUUAAUUAUACAAACUUUAAUAUAAAACCGAUAUGACUACUGGAGCCGUACCAGCAGAGGGUGUUCGUGAAAAAGCACUUGUGGAGUACAGGAAAAAGUUAUUGGAACAUAAAGAAGUCGAGUCACGACUUAAAGAAAAACGAGAAGAAAUUAAGGAACUUACCAAACAGUAUGACAAAUCUGAAAACGAUCUUAAAGCACUGCAAAGUGUUGGACAAAUUGUUGGCGAGGUUCUUAAGCAAUUGACUGAGGAUAAAUUUAUUGUCAAAGCAACCAAUGGUCCUCGUUAUGUGGUUGGAUGCCGACGCCAAUUGGAUAAAAGCAAAUUGAAAUCCGGCACUCGUGUUGCCCUCGAUAUGACCACACUAACAAUAAUGCGUUAUUUGCCACGAGAAGUUGAUCCACUUGUGUACAAUAUGUCUCACGAAGAUCCUGGUGAAGUAAAAUAUUCCGCUAUCGGUGGUCUUUCUGAACAGAUUCGCGAAUUGCGUGAAGUAAUCGAACUGCCAUUAUUGAAUCCCGAGCUCUUCUUGCGUGUAGGCAUUACACCACCAAAAGGUUGUCUGUUAUAUGGACCACCUGGUACAGGAAAGACGUUAUUAGCCAGAGCAGUAGCUUCACAAUUGGAUGCAAAUUUUUUGAAAGUAGUUUCCUCUGCAAUUGUUGAUAAAUACAUUGGUGAGAGUGCACGUCUUAUUCGUGAGAUGUUCAACUAUGCCCGCGACCAUCAACCCUGCAUAAUUUUCAUGGAUGAAAUUGAUGCCAUCGGUGGCCGUCGCUUCUCAGAAGGUACAUCCGCUGAUCGAGAAAUUCAACGUACGCUUAUGGAACUGCUGAACCAAAUGGACGGUUUUGAUUCAUUGGGUCAAGUUAAAAUGAUAAUGGCCACCAAUCGGCCUGACACUCUCGAUCCUGCCCUAUUGCGUCCUGGUCGUUUGGAUCGCAAAAUUGAAAUACCUUUACCUAAUGAACAAGCUCGCAUGGAGAUUCUAAAAAUUCAUGCAGCGAAAAUCGCCAAGCACGGUGAAAUUGAUUAUGAAGCUAUUGUAAAACUUUCGGACAAUUUUAACGGUGCUGAUUUGAGAAAUGUUUGUACAGAAGCUGGUCUCUUUGCUAUCAGGGCUGAUCGCGAAUAUGUCAUACAGGAGGAUUUCAUGAAGGCGGUACGUAAGGUAGCCGACAAUAAGAAAUUAGAAAGCAAGCUGGACUACAAACCUGUUUAAGUUAGUUACUUAUAUCGAAAUAUUGAGAGAAAAAAAAUAAAUUUUCUAUAAAAUUACAUAAACUGAAAAA
Molecule: messenger RNA, 1379 nt
Organism: Ceratitis capitata (Mediterranean fruit fly)
Lineage: Eukaryota; Metazoa; Arthropoda; Insecta; Diptera; Tephritidae
Gene: Rpt4
Product: 26S proteasome regulatory subunit 10B
Exons: 5
Coding region: 119-1309 (396 amino acids)
Biological process (GO): positive regulation of RNA polymerase II transcription preinitiation complex assembly
Cellular component (GO): cytosolic proteasome complex; proteasome regulatory particle, base subcomplex
Molecular function (GO): ATP hydrolysis activity; ATP binding; proteasome-activating activity
Source: RefSeq, a predicted model, not a curated record